CGAGAAGACACCACAAAUACCCUCUCAAGUCUCAUGCGUUUCCAUCUUUUGCUUUUAAGACCAGUUUGCUAGAAAGUGAGAGUUGUUGAUUUUUCCUUCAGCAAAAGACUGCAUAACUCCCCUUUUCCCCCCUCUUUAAUCCAUGGAUACUGCUACUCAGUGGGCACAGGGGAUUGGUGCUGUUAAUCCAAUGGAAGGUUCAAGGCCUGAUGUGUUAGAGAGAAGGGCAAGGCCUCAAAAGGAUCAAGCUUUGAAUUGUCCAAGGUGCAAUUCCACUAAUACCAAAUUUUGUUACUACAACAACUAUAGUCUUUCUCAGCCAAGGUACUUUUGCAAGACUUGUAGAAGGUAUUGGACUGCAGGUGGGUCUUUAAGAAAUGUUCCUGUUGGUGGUGGUUCAAGAAAGAACAAGAGGUCAUCAAGUACUGCAUCAACAUCAGCAGCAGGAGCAGCUGCUUCAAAGAAGUUUCCUCUUGAUCUGACCCAACCAAAUCCCCCCCAUUCAGCUUCUCAAAACCCUAAGAUCCAUGAAGGUCAAGAUCUAAAUCUAGCUUACCCCCCAUCAGCUGACGAUUAUAGUAAUUUGUCUGAGUUUGUUGAGAUACCUUUUGAUACUGAAAGCAACAAAACCCACCAUCAAAACCCUAAUCCUUCAAGUACAUCUCCCUCUCAUCAUCAUCAUCACGUCUCACCCAUGGAGUUUCUCAAGAGUACUGCCAUGAAUUCAAGAGGAUUUAGUGCUUUCAUGUCAAUUCCAUCACUAUCCGAUUCAAACAACACCAUGUUUUCAACUGGGUUUCCUUUACAAGAAUUCAAGUCAACUCAGAAUUUUUCUUUAGAAGGGCUUGAAAGUGGGUAUAGUAACACUCAAGGGGUGCACGAGACUUGUGGUAGUGCAAGGCUUUUGUUUCCUAUAGAAGACAUGAAGCAACAAGUUCCAAGCAAUACUGAAUUUGAACAGAAUACCAGAGAGCAAAGAGAUAGUGCUCCAGCUGGGUAUUGGAAUGGAAUGUUAGGUGGUGGAUCAUGGUAAUUAACAGAGAUGAUGGAAAAAUGUUUAGCCUUGUGUUUGAUCUUAAUAUAGCCCCUCCCCCCACCUUUUUUUUUUCUUCACCUGGUGAGUGACUUGUUAUAUGUUGAAUCAAAACUAGCUAACAGGUAGGGUUCCAUGUCUCUCUCUUGCUUUCGUCUCUAUCCUUAUUUUCCCUCCCUUCUCUUGACUUCAUCUUGCUUGGUCUUCUUCCUCACUCCUACUCAAUGUGGAUGCAUGUUUGAAGCUUAUUUUAGCUACGGCUUCAAGAUGGAACAAGAAGUCUACAGGCUUCACUUAAAUUGAGAACAAAGAGAAUAUGUACUUACCUAGCUCUCUCUUUUGGGUUUCACGUCAAGAGUUACUUGUUGGUACCUACCUAGCUUAAGUUUGGACAUAAGUGUUCUAAGUGUGUAACAUGUACUGUGAUGAGGAUGAUGUUGAACAUGAUUUGACUAGUUUUGUUAAUAUUUUUAAUUAAGAACUGGGAUUUGCGGUA
Messenger RNA from Populus nigra (black poplar), 1529 nucleotides. RefSeq names its product dof zinc finger protein 1-like. Gene Ontology annotation, molecular function: DNA binding; DNA-binding transcription factor activity. The record is from RefSeq and is a predicted model, not a curated record. Gene Ontology annotation, biological process: regulation of DNA-templated transcription. Bases 143 to 1033 code for a protein of 296 amino acids. Lineage: Eukaryota; Viridiplantae; Streptophyta; Magnoliopsida; Malpighiales; Salicaceae. The transcript is spliced from 2 exons.